Saccoglossus kowalevskii is the source of this 1419-nucleotide messenger RNA. RefSeq names its product sorbitol dehydrogenase-like. Gene Ontology annotation, molecular function: zinc ion binding; L-iditol 2-dehydrogenase (NAD+) activity. NCBI's taxonomy places the organism in Eukaryota, Metazoa, Hemichordata, Enteropneusta, Harrimaniidae. The record is from RefSeq and is a predicted model, not a curated record. Gene Ontology annotation, biological process: D-sorbitol catabolic process.
AUGGCAGGAGAAAGCAAAAACCUAGCUGUCCUUCUUCGCAAAAAGGGGGACCUUGAAGUGCACAAGAGUUAUUUCACAGAGUAUAUGUCUGUGCUGAGUACACCUAUAUUUAUCUACACGGAACAUGUACAAUUGAAUUGGCUAGGUGUGACGGUUAAGGUAGAAGUGGAAAAACCUUCACCUGGUGAAAAUGAGGUUCUACUUGCUAUUGACUCAGUGGGGAUUUGCGGUACAGACGUUCACUUCUGGACUCAUGGAGAAAUUGGAGAUUUUAUCGUGAAAGCACCAAUGAUAUUGGGACAUGAAUCAAGUGGAGUAGUGGCAGCCCUUGGUAAAGGGGUCAGUACUCUUAAAGUUGGUGACAGAGUAGCCAUUGAACCAUCUGUACCAUGUAGAAAAUGUGAUUACUGCAAAGGAGGAAGAUACAACCUAUGUCCUGAUAUAGUGUGUGGUUCCACACCCCCAGUGCAUGGAUCUCUAGCAAACUAUUAUUGUCAUGCAGCAGAUUUUUGUUAUAAACUUCCUGAUCAUGUGAGUUUUGAGGAGGGCGCUCUUUUAGAGCCAUUGUCUGUUGGUGUUCAUGCAUGCAGACGUUCAGGGGUCACCCUGGGGAGUAAAUUACUUGUGUGUGGGGCUGGUCCAAUUGGUCUGGUGAGUUUACUGACUGCUAAAGCCAUGGGUGCAGCUCAGGUCAUUAUCACAGAUAUAGACCAGGGCAGACUGGAUGUGGGCAAGCAGAUAGGAGCUGAUUUUACAGUGUUAGCAGACAGCGAAGAUGGUCGUGAAAUGGCAAAGAAAAUAGAAAGUACACUAGGUUGUAUGCCAGACAUCUCAAUUGAAUGCAGUGGUGUGCCAUCUAGUAUCCAGACUGGGAUUUAUGCAACAAGAUCUGGUGGGGUGUUUGCUCUUGUUGGUUUAGGACCAUCAGAUGUGACUUUACCAAUAGUGAAUGCAGCUGUGCGAGAGGUCGAUAUCAUAGGAAUCUUAAGAUAUGCAAAUUGCUUUCCAACUGCAUUGGCAAUGAUUGCAUCUGGUAAGGUGGAUGUCAAGCCUCUGGUAACUCAUCGGUUCACACUCGCUAAAUCAUUAGAUGCCUUUGAAACUGCAAGAACUGGUGCAGGGGGAGCCAUCAAAGUCAUGAUCAAGUUUAAAACAUUCCGUGGCGUGGCUUACUCUACCGACGUUUCCAACUUCUAUUAUGACCAGAAUAUGAUGCCUGUUGGUGAUUGGCAUCCACGCAUGGAAGGCCUUGUUUACUAUAGUAGUCGAGGUUGGGUACAUGCCGAUUGGACUGCCGUUCUUGCUAGACAGCUGAAGAAACACUAUGGUAAUAUCACUCCUGCAAACACAAUACGGGAUCUCGUGUCUAACGUUCAGACUGGCGAUACACAUACUGCUAUUUACGACCUUAAGAACUGA